Molecule: messenger RNA, 880 nt
Organism: Magallana angulata
Lineage: Eukaryota; Metazoa; Mollusca; Bivalvia; Ostreida; Ostreidae
Exons: 3
Coding region: 170-736 (188 amino acids)
Source: RefSeq, a predicted model, not a curated record
GCAAUAAUUCAACCCUUAGGCCGCGUGAAUUUUACAUUAGUAAGGCAGGUAGCACCUGAGGAUUACAUAACAAAAUCAUGCUCAUAACGUCACGUGGAUGGAGUAAACUGUUAUAAGAUACCGCACAUGCAACCUUCUUAGGCAGACUUAAUAUUUGAGAAAAUUUGCAAUGAACGGAUUAACGAAAGCUGUGGUUGCGCUUACACUGUUAUCAUGUGCGUGGGGACAGAGACACAACACCAACUCUUUUGGGCAAGUUCAUCCAUGGGAGCCUAGUUAUAAACCUGACAUGGAUUACUCCACGCACCUGUUGGAGAACCACUACAACCAAUUAGCUCUGCAGCAACAACAGGGGGUGCCUCCGUAUCAGCCGGACUACCCAGACGAUUAUCAGGGUAGGGGCGGUUUCACUGACCAACGUCUACAACACCCGUCCGUGCCUCAGCACCCUCAGCGCCCAGUCAUGAUCCUUCCACCCCAAAACCGGUAUCACGCCUCUUUCAACAGUCGCAUCGGGGGAUUUGGAUUUGGGGGGUCCGGUUUUGAUGCACCCGGAAUCCAGUUUGGGGUUCACCAUGCCCCGUUUUAUAGGCCGAAUGUCGUCUCGCCCAUUUUCUGGCAAUACGACAAACCAUCAUUAAUGGACAAAGUUGGAAAAUUCGCGAAAAGCGACACAGGAAAGGCGAUCGGUGCAUUGGCAGCUGGAACUCUUUUGGCCAAGACUAUCAACAACUGAUCAGGAAAAAGAGUCGAGUAAUGGUCUAACCUAAACAAAUUGAAACAGCACAAGAAGCGAAAACCAAAACCUAACAUUCUACAAUUGUUUAUGUUUUUAUACAAAUACUCUAAUAAACUGGCAUUUAUCAAUGUCUGAGAAUGA